AAUAUCUUUUUGUAAUUGUCUACAGACGAUCCCUGAAAAGGCGAAAACCAGUGUCCCCUUGCGGUCUCAGGCUUGUGUUGAAGAUGAUCAAAGUAUUGGCUUUUCUGCUUCACUUGGCCUUCAUCUUCACCUUGUCACAGAGUAGAUCAAUCAAUCCCUUGCCUCAACCUCUCGUAUCCUUCAAGAUCAAUGAGACCCAGGACGCAAGGAGCUGUUCUUAUUCAGUAUCAAUAACCACAAGCUGUUCUUCACCCCGAUACACUCGAGACUGUAUCAGUCUUGCAUUUGGCGAUGCUUAUGGAAACCAGGUGUAUGCACCAAGGUUGGAUGACCCUUCUUCGAGAACAUUUGAGCGAUGCUCGACGGAUACAUUUGAGAUUAAUGGACCCUGCACAUACCAGAUUUGUUCUCUUUACCUCUACAGGAGUGGCUAUGACGGUUGGAAGCCCGACACUGUGACCGUCUAUGGCUACUACACCAGGGCUGCUACUUUUAGAUACAACACUUUUAUACCAAAUGGUGUUUGGUAUGGAUUUAAUCUUUGUCAAGGUGGCUCGGCCUCUGCUGCUGCAAUGUAGAAAGUGGUGAAUUGCAUCUUCCAUUUUCAGGUAUGGUGAGUUGUUGCAUUAGGAUUUUAGAGUGUAUUGAGAACCUUUUGGUGUGUAUGUACUUUUUCAGACUCCAAUGGACAGAUCAAUAAAGCAAUAAUUUGGGGACUGAUGAGAGCUGUCUCAUCUUUAAA
Tripterygium wilfordii is the source of this 742-nucleotide messenger RNA. RefSeq names its product embryo-specific protein ATS3B-like. The transcript is spliced from 3 exons. The record is from RefSeq and is a predicted model, not a curated record. Gene Ontology annotation, molecular function: protein binding. Bases 84 to 578 code for a protein of 164 amino acids. Lineage: Eukaryota; Viridiplantae; Streptophyta; Magnoliopsida; Celastrales; Celastraceae.